AUGCUGCAACAGGUUAAUUCACAGGGGGGGCCUGAAGGGGGCCCCCCGUCUUCCCUGCAGCGCGGUGAGGCAGCUGAAACAAAUCAAGGGGCAGGGCCCCCUCCUUCUUAUCUCCAGCAGCAGCAGCAGCAGCAGGAGGCCCCUCUAUCUGCCCUUGAGCAGCAGCAGGGCCUCUCUCCUACAGACAGGUCCCAUGACAGCACCGGUUUCUCGCCUGCUGCUGCAACGGGGGCAGAAGCAGCAGAAGCAGCAGCAGCAGCAACAUCAGUUGCAGCGGCAGUGGACGCCACAGCAGCAGCUUCCGAUGCAGCAAAAUAUCCUACAGGUGCAGCGCAAGCUGCCCCUCAUUCCCCUGCAGGCUUCAAGGGGCUGCUGCACUCUGUGAUGCAGCAGGUGGCUCCCACGAAGCAGCAAACGCAUGCAGAAAGAGAAGAAAACCCUCUCAACAGCAGUUACCCCUUUGGAGUUACAGCAGAACAACUCACAGAGCUGGUAAAUUUAUAUCUCUCCCGCACGCACCACGAAGAAUUAGAUUUGCUGCAGAAGAUGGGGGGUACAGCAGCACUGGCAAGCGCGCUGCAAACAGACCUGCGGCUGGGUCUCUGCGUCUCAGAGGGGCCCCCUGAGGGGGCCCUUCAAGCAGCAGCAGCACCAGCAGCAGCAGCAGCAGCAGAAGCUCCAGCAACAGCAACAGCAGCAGCAGCAGGGAAGCACCGCCUCAGCAACGCAGGGGAGGGGGGCCCCCUUCAGGGGCCCCCUCACCCCGGAGGUUUCGAUGAAGUGCAAGCAGCUCUCAUGGCUGCUCGACGACAGGCAUUUGGAGAGAAUCAACAGCAGGAACAUCAGCAACAGCAACAGCAGCAACAGCAGCACCAACAGCAGCAGCAGCAGCAGCAGCAACAGCAGCAACAGCAACAGCAGCAGCGGCAGCAGCAACAAUAG
Molecule: messenger RNA, 942 nt
Organism: Eimeria acervulina
Lineage: Eukaryota; Apicomplexa; Conoidasida; Eucoccidiorida; Eimeriidae
Exons: 3
Coding region: 1-942 (313 amino acids)
Source: RefSeq, a predicted model, not a curated record